AUGGCCCAACCGCUCGCUCUUUGCCGCCCGUCCCCUUUUUGGGGGGCGCCCUCGUCGCAAUCUCCGUCACUGUCGGCGCGCUGUGCGCGCGUGCCACGCGGUGCGGGCGUGAGCCGACUUUCCGCCAUGAGGGCGCCUUCAGCGGUGGCCGCGCGGCGGUGCGUAGUCGUCACUGCUUCCGCGGGUGCGGGCGCGGUAGACGCGGGCGCGGAGGCGGUGGAGAUUGAGGCGGCGGUGGCGGUGCUGGCGGAGGCGGCGCGCAGCAAGCAGGUGAAGGGCGAGGCGGUGUUUGCGGCUCUGCGGCGGCUGGAGACGCGCAAGGUGGGCGCGGAGGAGAGCAAGGCAUGGCUGGCGGCGCUGGGAGGGGCGGCAUCGCCUGGACACAUGUGGCAGCUGGUGUUCACCGCUGGUAGCGGUGAGGUGCGCAAGGCGGCCAAGGGCGGGGAGGGCACAGGGUCAUACUUCCCCAUCCCUGCCAUCCAACGCUUCGAUGCGACUGCGAUGGAGAUAGAGAACGGGGUGUUCCUGGGUCCGGUGGGCUACCUCACCUUUCAGGGCCCCAUGGGCUUCACUGCUCGCCGCCUCGCCUUCACCUUCCACACACUCACCCUCAAGCUUGGCCCGCUGCCACCCUUCCAGUGGGGGAUAGGCAAGGAGGAGGACAAGGGGAGGGUGCCGGGGGAGGGCAAGGCGGGCAGCAAGGACCCUUUCUUCACCUGGUUCUACGUAGACGAUCACAUCGCUGCUGCCAGGGGCAGGGGCGGCGGUGCUGCCUUCUGGGUGGAGGGGCGCGUGGUGGCGGAGAUCGGCGCGGGGCUGUGCGUGCUGGUGGGGGUGAUGGCGGGGGACGGCGAGCAGGACUGCGAUUACAUGUGUCGCAAGAUACUGAAUCUGCGCCUGUGGCCCAAUGAGAAGACUGGCAAGGCCUGGGACCAGAGUGUGUCGCAACGAGGCUACGAGGUGUUGCUAGUGAGUCAGUUCACCCUAUACGGCCAGCCCAAGGGUAACAAGAUCGACUUCCACGUCGCCAUGCCCCCACAGCAGGCCAGCGCCUUCUAUGACGCUUUCCUGCACCGCGUGCGCCGCGCCUACCACCCCGACCGUGUCAAAGCGCUCUCAAUGCUUUUCGUCUGCACAUGCCUGCGUGCUCAACUUUCCCUUGUGUGCGCGCGUGUGUGCCUCUGUCACCCCGUGUCCUCCCUGACCUGUGCGCGCCUCUGCACUGCCCGCCCAUCCACCGCAGACGGCAUCUUUGGCGCCAUGAUGGAGGUCAGUGGGUGGUGGUGGGUGGUAGCGGGGGGUGGUGAGGGUGGGGUGGCCCAUUGGUGUGUUGCCAUGUCAUGGCCUUUUGAAUGCGCCAGCCUCUUUGUGGAUGCCUCACCACCCCGUUUCCUCCCACCAUGCUUGCCGUCCCCCCACCUGUCCUCCCUAUGCCCCCCCUCCUCAUGUCUCUUUCAUUUCGUGCUGGACGUGCAGGUGCACAUAGCCAACAGCGGCCCCGUCACUCUCUUCCUCGACUCGCGCAAGCAGUCAAGCGCGGACGGCAAUGGGGGCACUGCAAGCAAGGAGAGCAAUGCUGUAAAUGGGGGCGAUGAGGGCAAGGAGGGGGCAAUGAGGUGA
Messenger RNA from Closterium sp. Naga37s-1, 1620 nucleotides. Lineage: Eukaryota; Viridiplantae; Streptophyta; Zygnematophyceae; Desmidiales; Closteriaceae. The record is from the annotation of a GenBank genome assembly.